GCCGGACCGGGCCGCCACGACUUGGGCCUCCGCAUCGAAGCUGCCCAAGUUCGAGUCCCGCGCACUGGACUGGCGCGAGGCGUGCGAGGCGGAGGUUUCCAUCUGACUGCCAACAAACGGACUACUUUCGCCGGUAAAAGUAGCAUAGCAAGGCUGACUUGCCUUAUUAUCUUUUUGGCAGAAAAUCCACAGCAGAUAAAGUUGGCGCCGAAAAAGAAGAAGCAAAAUAGUCCCAAACUGAGCGCUGUCCUGCGGUACUGGAGACUGGCGAUCUGCAGUUCCGUCUCGUUCAUUGCUCGCCGCGUCGUCAUCUCGACGGCCAACGGGCCCUGGCUCUGCCCGGCAACCAGACCAGCCCAGCCGGCCAGACAGACUGCCAGCAGCCAGGCCGGAAUCGGGAGGAGGCCGGUGGAAAAAAAUGGGAAGAUGCCUCCGCAGGAGGCUGGUCGAGGAGGCAUGGCCGACGCGGUGACGUCCAACACGACCUUUCAAGUCACGCCCAGUCGAGGAAGUGGGGAGUGGGGCUGGGAGGAGCGGAGGAGCGGAGCAGCGGCGUCAAGUGAGUUGUCCGGUUCGAGUAACGCGGAGUUACCAGACACAGCACCAAGUCCCGACAGACGCAAGAACCGUUGGCAAUGCGACAGACAGUCUGCACCAACACUCACAGCAACACCGACGCCUCUGCUCGAAGCGUCUGGAGUGCUGCUCGCCUGA
Messenger RNA from Protopolystoma xenopodis, 714 nucleotides. NCBI's taxonomy places the organism in Eukaryota, Metazoa, Platyhelminthes, Monogenea, Polystomatidea, Polystomatidae. The record is from the annotation of a GenBank genome assembly.